AUGUGGCUGUUUCGGGAUCCUAUGCGUAUGUGGUCUUCUAUAAUACCGACAGACUCGGUCGUGGACAUCUCUGAUCCCACCAGCCCGACGAUGGCGACAGACCUUCUGGACAGCACCAACCUGGAUGGACCAGCAGCUGUCAAAGUUGUGGGCAACUACGCCUACGUCGCCGGCUACAUGUCCGAUUCUCUCGCCAUUGUGGAUGUUAGCAACCCGACCUCCAUCACAAAGGUCGGCAGGCUCAAGAGGCUCAACACAAGUCCCUCCGGUGACAGAGUGGUUAAUAAAGCUGCGGAUGAGGACGAUGUCGAGGUAGAUGAGGUCGACAUCGAAGACAUUGACGGCAACAUCCGGACCGCGAGCUCCGUGCAUGUCAACAACCGUGCCCACAACUUUAUCAACCACUUUGUCGACUACCGUUUCAACAUCUGUGUCAACAUUGACAUCAACAACUUCCGCGCCCGUGACAUCGACUUCUACACGACCGGGCUCUGCACUGAGACAGUUAGCAGCGAGUCUGCGUGGGAGGGCGCCAAUGUCUCAAGUGAAACUCCCGGCUCAUUUGGGGGAAAUGCAACAGCUACACUAUACAACAUCCUUCGACGUCCCACUCUUCCUGGGCGCUGUCGCCGUGGUGCUGGCUUUCGUUCUCCUUGGGUAUUUAACAUUGCAGGUAAAGCCGUAGUAGAUGUACUCGUAGUACUGUGGCCAGGACGGCAGGUUUAG
Symbiodinium sp. CCMP2456 is the source of this 726-nucleotide messenger RNA. NCBI's taxonomy places the organism in Eukaryota, Dinophyceae, Suessiales, Symbiodiniaceae. The record is from the annotation of a GenBank genome assembly.